CUCCUUUGACAUACGCCAUUUCAAAACAACACAUGUUUUGAGCGUAUUGCUAUUUAUAAUUACAAUAACACGCUGUUCCUCGAAUAAAAUUAUAUCAAAAUGCCGAAGACUAAAAAGAAAUUUAUAGAUCGCAAGAAAGCUGUAACGUUCAACUUGGUGCACCGAUCGCAACGGGAUCCUCUGGCAGCUGAUGAGACAGCCCCGCAACGUGUCUUAGUGCCCGUCAGUGCUAAUAUACCUCAGAAAAAAGAAAAGGAUCCAGAAUUAACACCAGAACAAAGAAGAGAAGAACAAAUCAAAUAUGGCAUCUACUUUGAUGAUGAUUACAAUUACUUGCAACAUCUUAAAGAUUCCAGAGAAGUCACACUUGUUGUACAACCUGCCUCUGUCUCGACUUGGAUCCAGAAGUGGUGGCAGCUCUGGACGAUGACUUCGAUUUCGAGGACCCAGACAACCAAUUGGAAGACAACUUUAUUGAUCUGGCUAUGGCUGAAGGACGGCAGACCAGCUCGCGGUGGUCGCAUGCGUAACUGGGAGGCGCGCGACAAUGAUGACACCAAGUCCAGGUUCUCCCAGUACUCCAUGUCCUCGAGUGUCAUGCGACGCAACCAGGGACUUACGCUGCUUGAUAACCGGUUUGAAAAGAUGUUCGCUGAGUACGACGACACAGAAGUAGGUGCGUUAGACCUGGAAGAGAUCGAGGGCUUCAUGCCGGAGACACACGACAUGCUGCUGCAGGCUGCUGAGCAUUUCGAGGAGUCGCAGCGGAAAUACCAGCUCGAUAAGGAGAAGGAGAUUGCUAGAAUAAACCGCCUCCAAGAGAUUGAGGAAGAAUCUGAAGAAGAACUGGUGACAGUCGAGAAACCCAAAAAAAUCAAGUUAAACGCUCGCGGCAUACCUAAAGACGUGCUCGGUAAGGAUAACAAGCUGACUGUCAAGUCUCUCGCCAAAUUCAACGCUAUGCAGAAAGAGACCGGGUCUUCUGAUGAAGAAGACGAUGGAAAGACCAACGCUGAAACCAUUCUCUCUACUCUUAGUGUUCUUUCUAUACGGCCAAAAGACGAAACUCCAGAAGAUAAGAAAGAAAGAAAACGUCUUCUGAAAGAGUAUAGGAAAGAAAGAAGAGUAGAGAAGAAAGCAAACAAAGAGGCUUUCAAAGAAGAGAAGAAACGGCAGGAGAAAAUCAUGAUGAAUAAUAAGAAUAAUGUUCAAGGAAACAGAAUAUUGUAAUUUGUAGUUGUAUGUGAUAUAAAUAUAUAUUUUAUUUUGUAAGUGAAAA
Messenger RNA from Spodoptera littoralis (African cotton leafworm), 1279 nucleotides. The record is from the annotation of a GenBank genome assembly. NCBI's taxonomy places the organism in Eukaryota, Metazoa, Arthropoda, Insecta, Lepidoptera, Noctuidae.